This is a messenger RNA of Lactuca sativa (garden lettuce), 2226 nucleotides long. RefSeq names its product BTB/POZ domain-containing protein At5g66560. Gene Ontology annotation, molecular function: protein binding. The record is from RefSeq and is a predicted model, not a curated record. NCBI's taxonomy places the organism in Eukaryota, Viridiplantae, Streptophyta, Magnoliopsida, Asterales, Asteraceae.
ACACUUUUAUGCAAAAACUAUUUCGUCAUGUAAAAUCUACACUUCAAAUUUACUUCCCGGUUCCUAUUCCCGUUUAAAUUUUCAUUUGUCUCUUCUCACCUUCUCCAUCGAUUCAUCCAAAAACACAUUCUUACAAAUCAAAAUUUCUUCAGUAGUCAAAUAAUUGAUCUGCUCUGAACUUCAUCUUCCUUCUCUCAGCCGAAUUUCUCCGGUAACUAUGUCCGCCGGAAUGGCAACAAACUCCAAAGGCCAAGCAUGGUUUUGCACCACCGGUUUACCAAGCGACGUGGUGGUGGACGUUAACGGCAUGACCUUCCAUCUCCAUAAGUUUCCUUUAAUGGCUAAGAGUAAAAAGCUUCACGAAUUGAUUACAGAACAGGAGGCAAAAUUUACUCCUGAUACAGUUACAGACGAAAGAAAUUCUGAAAAUGAAGAGAAGGAAGAGAUCCAGGCGGCGGCGGCGGUAGCGGAGGACGAGGAGCUGUACUGUCAGCUCAGGUUUUCUGAUUUUCCGGGAGGCCCGGAGACGUUUGAGAUGGCUGCUAUGUUCUGUUACGCCGUGAAAAUCGAGUUAUCGUCGUCAAACGUCGCUUCUCUUCGUUGUGCUGCUGAAGUUUUAGAAAUGACUGAAGAGUUCUGUGAAGAUAAUCUCAUUUCAAAAACCGAAAGGUUUUUCUCUCAAACAGUGCUUCAAAGUUUAAGAGAUUCAAUCGAAACGCUGAAAUCAUGCGAAUGUUUGAUGCCUUUGGUGGAAUCUCUCGGCAUUGUUGAAAAAUGCAUUGAUUCCAUUGCUACCAAAGUUUCCGCCAUGGAUCCGUCUCUGUUCAGUUUGCCGGAGAACGAAGCAACGCCGAUUGCUGGUGGCAGAAAUAUGGGAACCACCACCAGAUCCACCGCCGGGGGAGAUCGGUGGCUUGAUGAACUCACAUUCGUUACUUCUCCUCUUUUCAUCCGUUUGAUUAUCACCAUGAAAAGUCAGAAUCUGAAUCACGAAAUUAUCGAAAACUGUCUUCUUCUGUACGCCAAAAAACGCAUCCCAGGGAUCAAUCGCACCAAUAGGAAGCCAUUACCAUCAUCUAAGCCUUCAGAGAUUGAACAAAAAGAGCUUCUGGAGACGAUAAUUACAAAUCUUCCUGAACAAAACUGCACACGAUCUUCAACGACAGUGAAACUAUUUUUUGGAAUGUUAAGAACAUCAAACAUUUUGAACGCAUCAGAUGACUGUAAAUCGAUUUUGGAGAAGAAGAUCGGAUCUCAAUUCGAACACGCCACACUCGAUGAUCUUCUUAUGCCGAGUUACUCCUAUCUCAGCGAGACAUUAUACGAUGUGGAUUGCGUCCAAAGAAUACUAGCACAAUUCCUCGAUUCAUCGGAAGACAAAACAUCGGCGUUAAUGCUCGUCGGAAAAUUAAUCGACGGUUACCUAUCAGAAAUCGCAUUAGAUGCGAAUCUCAAACCCGACAAAUUCUUCGAACUCGCCGUUGCUUUGCCGGAACAAGCGAGGCUCUACGACGACGGACUCUACAGAUCCGUCGACGUCUACAUCAAGGCACAUCCAUGGAUAACAGAAUCCGAUCGAGAAAAAGUAUCCGGAGUAUUAGACUGCCGGAAACUAACACUAGAAGCAUGCACACACGCCGCCCAAAACGAACGCCUCCCACUCCGAGCAGUAGUGCAGGUGCUGUUCUUCGAACAGCUCCAGCUCCGGCACGCAAUCGCCGGGACACUAAUGUCUGCAGACAUGGCCAUGGCUCUGACCCAUUCUGACUCCGAUAAGUCACCAACAACUACACGACAUGGAGUAACAGAACACGACGAAACGGUGGUUACUACCGGGGAUGAUGAUGAUGACGAUGUGACGUGGAGGGCGGCAGUGAGGGAGAAUCAGGUGCUGCGACUAGGUAUGGAUACCAUGAGGACGCGCGUGCAUGAGUUGGAGCGUGAGUGCACGACGAUGAAGAAGGCGAUUGAGAAGAUUGAUAAAGUGGGGCCUGAUGGGUGGAGGAAGAAGUUUGGGUGUAAAUUUAAAACGCAAGUGUGUGAUUCGCAUGAGCAAACGGUUGUAGAGACUCGAAAGGGGCGGAGGACUCAUCGGACUCACCAUCAUCAUUCAAGUCGAUAAUUAUUCAAAGGGAGUGUAAGUUGAUACAAAAAAAAAAUUUUAAUUAAUUUUGAUUGUUGUUUGAAGUAUGAAGAAUUUAAUUUUGAUGAGUCGUUGCUGAUGAA